This is a messenger RNA of Oxyura jamaicensis (ruddy duck), 584 nucleotides long. RefSeq names its product complement C4-like. The annotation marks the transcript as partial. The record is from RefSeq and is a predicted model, not a curated record. NCBI's taxonomy places the organism in Eukaryota, Metazoa, Chordata, Aves, Anseriformes, Anatidae. The transcript has 4 exons. Gene Ontology annotation, cellular component: extracellular region.
GGGGACACGAGCAGACACGGGGCAUCGGCGUCCCUUGCUCUGCCCCCAAAUUCCUCCACACCCCCGCGUCCCCCAGGUGCCAUUGGGCAGCCCGGUGACGGUGAAGGUGGAGGGACACGGGGAGGGGACCCUGACGGUCCUGCGCCAGUUCCGCCUGAUGUCACCCCCCAACGCCACCUGCCAGGGGCUGGGCCUGGAGGUGGCCAUCACGGGCCCCAUCCUCUACCAAGAUGAAGAGGACUACGAGGACUACGAGGAGGAGGCGGAGCUUGAGGGGAGGGUGGAGCCUUCAGGAGGGGCGGAGCCUCCGGAGGGGGUGGGGCCUGCAGGAGGGGCGGGGCUUUCAGAGGCCGCCGCCCCCCUGAGCCCCAUGGCCUUGUGGGACGCCCGGCAGCGGCGGCGGCGGGACGUGCACGACCCAGGCCGCGAGGUCGCCUUCCUGGUCUGCUUCUGGCGGGGCCCAGGUGCAGGGUUGGCGGGAAUGGCGGUGGUCGAGGUCUCCCUGCUCAGCGGCUUCCGGCCCCACCAGCCGGACCUGGACAAGGUGGGGGGCACUGGGGUCCCCCCGGGGGGCACGAGGGGGG